Ostrea edulis (European flat oyster) is the source of this 2640-nucleotide messenger RNA. RefSeq names its product heat shock 70 kDa protein 12A-like. The record is from RefSeq and is a predicted model, not a curated record. NCBI's taxonomy places the organism in Eukaryota, Metazoa, Mollusca, Bivalvia, Ostreida, Ostreidae. The transcript has 4 exons. The coding region runs from base 267 to 1991 and encodes 574 amino acids. Gene Ontology annotation, molecular function: ATP binding; ATP-dependent protein folding chaperone.
AUCUAAAUUUAUUUGGAGUGUCUGCAUGAGUGGUGAGUUAUUCAUGGAAGUAGUCAUAAUAAGAUGCGAUUUUCAAGAUUCGUUUUUAAAUUGUACGAAAGUUACUAAUCAGCAUUUACUCAUGUACUUAAGUGUAGUCUAAAGUACAAGCACAUUUAACAUUGAGAUCAUCUUUGUCAUACUUUGUUUAUGCUUCGUUGAUAGCCUGUCAUAAUAAGCCGGGUGUUUGUGUUUUGUUUUGUGAAGGAUGUUCCAUUACAGUUACAAUGUCUGACAAAUCUGCUUCUAAUUGGUUGGUCAUUGCCGCUAUAGACUUCGGAACUACUUACAGUGGAUAUGCAUUCUCUUUUCGGGACACACCGAGAGAAUUUCACACACCUCAGAAGUGGUAUGCAGGAACUUCAAAUCUCUUAUCACAGAAAACCCCCACCUGUAUUUUACUGAAUCCGGACGAAACAUUUAAUUCCUUUGGUUACGAAGCUGAAGACAUUUUUACCACAUUGGCAUCAGAGGAAAAACAUCAUGAAUAUUUCUAUUUUUAUCAUUUUAAGAUGGAGCUAUAUUUUGAAAAGAAUUUGAGCAUAAAAACAACACUGGGAGACAUCAAUGGAAGACAGUUAAAGGCCGUUAAGAUAUUUGCUCUAUCUAUUAAGUACUUCAAGGACCACUUUAUGAUGACUCUUAACAAUCGCUUGCCUGACGCGACAGACUCGGAUGUUAAGUUUGUGCUAACCGUCCCUGCUAUUUGGACAGAUACUGCGAAACUGUUUAUGCGUGAAGCAGCCAAACAGGCAGGGAUUGCAUCAGAUCGACUUGUCCUAGCUCUGGAGCCUGAAUGUGCCUCAAUAUUGUGUAAGGAUAUUGCACCAGAGAAACUCUUACAUGGAAAAUGCCUCACAUUUAGUGAGAAGGGGACACAAUACGUCGUGGCAGAUAUUGGAGGCGGAACAGCAGAUUUCAGCGUCCACGAAAUUGAAAAAGACCUGACAAUUGUAGAACUGCAUAAAGCUAGUGGAGAGGCUUAUGGAGGUGUCUGCGUUGAUAGAAACUAUGUUGAAAUGAUAGAAACAAUUUACGGAGUCAAUUCGGUGGAAAAAUUGAGGAACGAGGAUAUGGAGGAUUAUCUAGAAUUUCUACGAGAUUUUGAAGUCAGGAAAAGGACAGUUACUAAGGAUUUGAAAAAGAUUUACAACAUACGCAUUCCACUGUCACUCAAUGACUUUGCAAAAGAACAUAAAGUGGAUUUGCAAAGAACUGAAAACAUGCAUGUAAGGGGAACGUUUGAAGUACAGCGAGAUAGAAUCAGAGUAGAUGGAAUAUUUAUGCUACAACUUUUUGAGGACUCUCUACAUAAAAUUGCAAGCCAUCUUCAAAUGUUAUUGAAGGAAAAUCGUAAUAUUUCAUGCAUAAUAUUGGUAGGUGGAUAUUCCGAGUGUAUUAUUCUACAAGAAAAGGUGAAUUUUAUGUUUCCUGACAAGAACAUUAUAAUUCCCAACGAGUGUAGUCUUGCUGUAAUGAAAGGUGCUGUUCUGUUCGGCCAUGAUCCGUACACUGUGUCCUCACGUGUGUUGAAGUACACAUACGGUACGAAUACGGACUUUAGAUUUGAGGAAGAAAAACACGACAAGGAGAGAAAAUAUAAAGAUCAAUACGGCAUAACUCGCUGUCGGGGAACUUUCGAUCCGAUAAUCUCAGCUGGCACAAAAGUGCCUGCUACUGGAAAGAAGUGUACUCUAAUCAGUGUACCUUUGGACAGGCAUCAAUCCUCCAUUAUUUCGGAAAUCUACUUUUCGGAGAACAGGGACGUGCUUUACAUCGAUGAAGAAAAUUGCAGAUAUUUAGGCAAAAUUGAAAUCCGAUUGCCUUUUGUUGGAUUUAAACCUACAUUAGUGGAGGAGUUUACUUUCGGUAUGACUGAGUUAUUGUACACAGCAACUGUCAAGGAAACCGGACAGACAGUUGUUAAACAAUUCAAUGUAUUUGAUGUUUGAUGAUUCACUUAAAGUAGAGUUAAUCUUUGUAGUUUAGUUUCAAUACUCACACUAUGAGUUUAAAGUAGAAAUAUGUUAAUUUUCAAUUAAUAUAAAUUGAUGUAAAUAAUAAUAGAAGAAAAUGUAUAUGCUGACACCUUUCAGAGACAUCAAGCAUACAUAAAUAGAAGUUUAUUUCAAAAUCAGGAAAGCGAAAAUUUUUGUUCCACAGCAUAAGAAUGCAUAAAAAGUAGUUAAAUUGAAAAAAAUACUCUUAAUUUAAAAAAAAAACUGUUACUGUAUAUAUAUAUAUAUAUAUAGAUAGAUAGAUAGAUAGAUAGAUAGAUAGAUAGAUAUAGAUAUAAUGGAUAUCAGGGAAAUCCUUUUAUAAUGGUCAUACAUUAUUUUUGAAAAAUUGCCAGUGCUAGUACAUGAGUUCUUGUCAUUGACAUUUUCUAUAAUGCAAAAUUCAAAAGCUAGAAAUCGUGGAUAUUUUGGCGAAUGAGGAACCUUCGCCAAAUUCAAAGCUCCACAAUUUGUAUUUUUAAAAAUGAUACACGUGUUAAAUGGAAAUGUGCCACAAAUUGAAGCGCCAAGAAUUCAAACUACUAUUUAGAAACCAAUAUCAAAGGUGGAAUUAACUUGAAAUAAAAGAAAACACAGUCUUCCA